This is a messenger RNA of Megachile rotundata (alfalfa leafcutting bee), 3050 nucleotides long. RefSeq names its product heat shock protein 70Cb (gene Hsc70Cb). Gene Ontology annotation, cellular component: cytosol; nucleus. The record is from RefSeq and is a predicted model, not a curated record. Gene Ontology annotation, biological process: protein folding. Gene Ontology annotation, molecular function: ATP-dependent protein folding chaperone; ATP binding. NCBI's taxonomy places the organism in Eukaryota, Metazoa, Arthropoda, Insecta, Hymenoptera, Megachilidae.
UCAGUCUAUUACGUGAGUGAAGAGGUGAAUAUUUAACGAGGUCGUGAAUCCAACGUUCACGUUAAUUAUCAACACAAGUUCUAAACGAUUAACAAUUUGCUUACGCAUCCUUUUUAAAAACCAACAACAAAUCUACGAACAAAGCUUCAUAAUUUACUUAGUGUUGUAAAGAAAACAUUAUUAAACUAACUAUCAGCCAUGGCUGCUAUGUCCGUGAUCGGAAUUGACUUCGGCAAUGAGAGCUGUUAUGUAGCUGUAGCACGAGCGGGAGGUAUUGAAACCAUAGCUAACGAUUACAGCCUUCGAAGCACACCAUCAUGCGUAGCAUUCAGUGGAAAGAAUCGAAUUCUUGGUGUAGCUGCUAAAAAUCAAAUGGUAACCAAUAUGAAAAAUACUAUUUAUGGAUUCAAAAGAUUAUUAGGUAGAAAGUAUAAUGACCCACAAGUACAACGUGAGAUUAAGAUGUUACCUUUUAAGGUAACUCAGCAGGCAGAUGGAAAUAUUGGUAUACAUGUACAGUACUUGGGAGAGGAACACAUUUUUUCACCCGAACAAAUAACUGCAAUGUUAUUUACAAAAUUAAAAGAUAUAUCUGAAACAGCUUUACAAACUAUUGUUAAUGAUUGUGUCAUUUCUGUUCCUUCAUAUUAUACACAAGCUGAACGGCAAGCAUUGCUUGAUGCUGCACGAAUAGCAGGUUUAAAUGUUCUUAGAUUAUUCAAUGAAACAACAGCUACUGCUUUGUGCUAUGGUAUCUAUAAACAAGAUUUACCAUCACCUGAUGCACCCCCAAGAAAUGUCGUUUUUGUUGAUUGUGGAUAUGCUAGCUUACAAGUAUGCAUUUGUACAUUCCACAAAGGAAAAUUAAAAAUGUUAGCAAGUAGUGCUGACAGUCAAUUAGGUGGAAGGGACAUAGAUUCUAUAUUAGCAGAAUAUUUCUGUAAAGACUUUCAGUCACGUUAUAAUAUUGAUCCACGCACAAAUCCCCGUGCAUAUCUAAGAUUAUUAACAGAAGUUGAAAAACUGAAGAAACAAAUGUCGGCCAAUUCCACGACACUUCCUCUUAAUAUCGAAUGUUUUAUGGAUGAGAAAGAUGUACAUGGUGAAAUGAAACGAGCGGAUAUGGAAGCGAUGUGCGCACAUUUAUUUAAACGCGUGGAAACAGCUUUACGUCAAUGUCUCGAGGACUCUAAACUAAAAUUAGAUGACAUUCAUUCCGUGGAAUUAGCGGGAGGUUCUAGUCGCGUUCCUGCUAUUAAACGAUUAGUUGAGGAAGUUUUUGGUCGUCCUGUAUCUACAACAUUAAAUCAAGAUGAAGCUGUUUCCCGGGGAUGUGCACUUCAAUGUGCAAUGUUGAGUCCUGCUGUAAGAGUCCGAGACUUUUCAGUAACUGAUAUUCAACCAUAUCCGGUGAAAUUAACCUGGGAUGCUACUCAAGGUGAAGAAGGAGAGAUGGAAGUCUUUGGGCAUAAUCAUCCCGUACCGUUUUCAAAGAUGUUAACAUUUUAUCGAUCGAGUCCAUUUACGCUAACUGCUAGUUACACAAUGCCACCGGCAUCUUAUCCCCAAUCACACAUUGGUGUAUUCGUAAUAAAAAACGUAAAACCAACACAAGAAGGAGAGUCGUCAAAAGUAAAAAUAAAAGUAAGAAUAAACUUAAACGGUAUCCUCACUAUUGCUUCGGCGUCGCUUGUUGAAAAACGCGAACUCACACAACAAGAAAAGGAGGAAGAAGAAAAACUGCAACAGCAGCAGCAACAACAAAAUAAUAUGGACGUUGAUCAGCCAGAGAAAAAAGAUAAACCUGAUCAGGAAGCACAGGCAAAUGAGCCACCCGCGCCUGAGGUGAGCAUGGAUAAAACACGUCGGAACUCAGAUGCUGAUGAUGGUGGAAGAGGUGCGAGGGGUUCUGCCCCUUCUUACUCCUCCAGGAUUCUCUCUUGGUUCAGCUCGGGCGACGAUAAAGACGAAAAUAAAGGUAAAAAGAAAAUUCCUGUUCGAAAUAUUGAACUGCCAGUGGAAAUGCACGGAUUUGGACUUAAUCAACGUGAUUUGGAUGCAGCAUUAGAAAAAGAGUGUAAGAUGAUUGCUGGAGAUAGGCAGGAAAAGGAACGCAUCGAUGCUCGCAAUGCAUUAGAAGAAUAUGUUUAUGACUUGCGUGCUAAGUUAUCGGAAGAAGAUCAGUUAGCCACGUUUAUUACAGAGGCAGAUAAAGAAAUACUUUGCCGCGCAUUAGAUGACACUGAAAAUUGGCUUUAUGAAGAAGGUGAAGAUUGUCAACGACAAGUUUAUUCAGAACGACUAACAUGCCUUAAAGCACAAGGUGAACCAAUUAAAGAAAGGCGAAUGGAAUUUGAGGGUAGAAAUCAUGCAUUGGAAGAUUUAGCAGGAGCAUUACAGCUUGUUAAGAAGGGUGUAGAUCUCAUUAGGGCAUCCAGUGGAAAAGACAAUAAGUAUUCACACUUAACAGAAGAGGAAGUGAAAAAGGUUGAAAAAACUGUACAGGAAAAAUGGGCGUGGCUUGAUGAGAAACGCGUACUUCUUGCCGGUACACCUCGCACACAACAACCACCGGUUACUGUCGCACAAAUACGUGCAGAGAAACAGUCACUGGAUAGUAUUGUAUUACCAAUCUUAAAUAAACCAAAACCUAAAGUAGAACCUCCAAAAGAAGAAAAACCUAAAGAUAAAGCAGCCGAAGAUCAACAAAAAAAUAAUCAAAAUAGUCAAGGUGAUGGUCAUGCUCAAACUAAUCAACAACAGCAACCUCAAGAAGAAAAAAUGGAUGUUGAGUAACAGUAACCCUAUUUUAUGUGUUUUAAUAAUAUUGAAGCUAUCAUUAUUAAAAUAACGGAAAUUAUUUCAUCGUACAAGUCAUUUUUAUCAUGUCACAAAAGCGCCUGAUACGUUGUGUAGUUAGCACAUGUUUCUUUUUCUUUUCCUAUAAUAGUUAUGGAUGUGAUAAGUUGACCUAUUUAAGACAAAUGUACCACAAUGAAGUAUAUUGAAAUUUGGAGAAUUUUUUUUUAAUUAUAACCAAAAUGCAUAUA